AUGUGGAACACACAGAAAGAAUCCGAGAUUGAAUUUAUAGAAACCGGAAGAAGAGUCUUAAAGCAAGACACAAGAUUCUCAUUAUUUACCUACUCACAGAUUAUUUUUAAAAACAGAAAAUUCUACGAUCACUUAGGAGAAACUCAAAUGAAAUUGAUGCCACAAUUUGCCUCAAAACUGCUUGAAGUAUUUCUGCUUCCAAUCAACGGGUGGUCAGAAAUGUAA
Messenger RNA from Clunio marinus, 225 nucleotides. The record is from the annotation of a GenBank genome assembly. NCBI's taxonomy places the organism in Eukaryota, Metazoa, Arthropoda, Insecta, Diptera, Chironomidae.